Molecule: messenger RNA, 9392 nt
Organism: Bicyclus anynana (squinting bush brown)
Lineage: Eukaryota; Metazoa; Arthropoda; Insecta; Lepidoptera; Nymphalidae
Product: proteasome activator complex subunit 4B
Exons: 25
Coding region: 302-6187 (1961 amino acids)
Biological process (GO): proteasomal ubiquitin-independent protein catabolic process
Cellular component (GO): cytosol; nucleus
Molecular function (GO): peptidase activator activity; proteasome binding
Source: RefSeq, a predicted model, not a curated record
UUGCAAUUUGGUCAUGAUCAGUGAUACGUCAAUCUAAAUCGUAAAAGUGUAUAAAAAUCGUAAAAUGGAACGUUAAUAUUUUAUGAAUGAACCUUCAAUUGAAUAAUAUAUUCGGGUUUCUUUUCUUGCUGUAUUUUAUUGAUGACUUGCUUUAAAUUCAAUGUUGUUUUUCAUGUGGCGGUGACUAGACAAGUGCUUACUAAACAAAGUUCGCGUUCCAAAGUGUGGUGGAUAAAAAUCUUGGUUCAAUCUUGAACUGUAUUACUGUAACUGAUGUUUCCGUGAAUACAAAACGUGCAAAAUGUUAUUUGACGACGAAAAUGAGUCGUUCUUUGCGACCCCAGAGCGGAUCCAAGCUCUGGGGUUCAAGCCGCAGAAGGAACUCAUCACCAACCAUUUGCUGCCCUAUGCAGCCAAAUUGGAUGAAGAGUCAAAAGUAUUCCUUGAGCAGGUGAAGACCAACCUGGCCAAGUCGGUCAUGCUGCGGGAGAUGAAGCCAGCCUGCGGAGUGUGGUCGUCCAGGCUGAUGAAAUAUGUGCGAAUGUAUGGCUUGAAGUUUUCAAAGGAAGAUCAUCUGACGUUUAUUAAACUGGCGUAUGAACUUGUUCUUAUACCUGAGCUGGAGCCGUGCAAAGUCCACAAGUUCGCCACUUUGUUUGUUAUGCUCACAAAAAAAAAAUUCCUCAUAUCACCUGAAGAACUGACACUACAAUGGAGGCCACUAUACGACCUUGGGAUCAGGAUUUUUGAGAAGAGUUCGUCAAAUAUUGGGAUGUACCACUACCACGCGAGCAAUAAAGAACCCGAAGCACCGACCGCAGUCGACAUGAUUCGGAAAUUUAUCACGUGGAACAGUUUAGACGGUGCUGUCGGUUUGUUUGGACUCGGGUUGGGGGAGGAAAACGAACAACCAACGUCGCUGGAGUCGUCGUAUGUGGCAAUGAUUAAAUGCUCAAAACCGUACUUUGAAGUGGGUGCAACAAAAGAGAUGCUAGAGGAACUCCUGCCUCAGAUCUGUCCGUGGUCGUCCAACUCUCAGAUGAUGGGUCCGUUCACGGCGUUCUUGCCGGUGGGCCUGCCAGCUGAGCACGCCGAGCAAGGCCACCUGCUGUGGUUCGACCAGCUCAUGGAUCUGUGGGACGUGUGCUACAACAACCAGUGUGGUAUUUCGGAUGUAAUGAUGCUCUUUGCUGGUCUGGCGAAGAAAAAUCCUGGCGCCGUGGACUGGACGCCUCACGUGCCCAAAAUGUUCAUGAGGUUCCUACACGCACUCAACUUACCCGUGAGCUACAAAGACAUGCAAUACACCAAGAACCAUUCGCUCGACAUGAAAUUUGUGGCGUUAUGGAUAGUCUGGACGAUAAACCCAGACGGCGUAGUAUUGAAGCACUUGAAAUCAUUCCUGGCGGGAGUCGAGAGCUACUUACAGAGUGCCAACUCCGGCCGGUGGUCCUUCAAACUAAGGGACCUAUUGAGGAAAUUAGCUAGAUUAUUCCUUAACAGGGUGCGUCGCGAGCGCGAAAUGAGGUUACAAGAAACUUGGGAGAACAAAACACCCGAAGAGUACAAACUCCGCGACGAAGAUGUCGACGAAUUCGUGAAAAUAGUCCUGCAGCCUACGCUACAAGCCGUCUACAGCAGGAGCGGCUCGAUGGACAUCUCGGUGGCUCUGCAGAACUUGGCCACUCUGCGGCCUGCCAUCGUCAUACCUCCUCUGAUCGAGAGGUUGAGGACGUCGCUCACUUCUCUGACCGAGCCGCACAGGGUCACGGCGGCCAUGACCGCAGUGGCCGCAGUAGCCCGACCGAUGAUCCGCGGAGCUGACGCGGGCUACCCAGAAGGCCCCACCCACGUGGUACCUUUCCUGUUGGCCGUCCUCCCCGGCCUCGACCCCAACGACAUCAAAAAGACCUUGGUCACAUUACAUUUCAUACUCAUUUUCACCGUCAUGAUACCUAUCGUCGACUGCAGCUCGGCGCACGAAUAUCAUCCCGACCUCACUGAAGAAGAGUUGUUGGUCUGCGAGUCGACGGCCCAGUUCGAAGACUUCGUACUGAUCUUCCUCGACAGACUCUUCAUCAUCAUCGAGUCGAGCGUCACCGAGCACGCGCGCUUGGACACCAAGGACCCCGACUGCGUGCGCAGCAAGACGGACGCGGUCAUGGAGACCGCCAUCUCCUCCGCGGCGACCGCCGUCUUGAUGCAGUGUUCCCCCAAAAUUUUCCAGGAGGCUUUGAGAAAAUUCAAAUCCUUCGCCACAGAAACGACGUUCGAGUCCAACGUCUCGGGGAGCAUGGUCGGCGUGCUGUUGAAGGUGUUCAGUCGGGUCGACGCCGUGUCGACGUUGGCUGCGUUCAUGCCCAAACUCCUGGACGAUCUGAACGAGCUGGUGGCGAGUGACGAAGCGCUGAAAGAGGAGAACCCGCCCCGCGACCUGUGCUACAACCUCGUCCUGUUCAAACAGGUCAUAGAGUGCGACGGCGCCGCGCUGCUGAAGUACAUCCCUCACAUCAUAAUUCUGCUGGAUCGGCUGCUGAAGUUGCACUCGUCGUACGCGCUGAUCCGCGCGGCGGACGCCCUCGCACACUUGUUCUAUUCCUUUUCUGCUGUUGACGUAAAAGAAUGGAGGAGUUCGAGCAAAGACUACGGGAGCGCUCCCAAAACGUGGCUGCCCAUCCGGGAAUGGGGCAGCGGUUGCCUGAUGAAGGACGCCAAGUUGAAGUGGCACGUGCCCAACGCUGCGGAGGUGAAGGCCGCGCAGCUGUUGGCGACCAGAUUCGUGAAGCACGAGGUGAUCCGCCUGAGGCAGUGGCUGCAGGGCGAGCGCGACAUGAGCCGCGAGCGCCGGAUGAAGAGCUACUACAUAUUCAACGCUGUGCUGACGAGCUGCAACUAUCUGCCGCCGCCCGAUGAGAAGCAGCUCCCUUUGAUAGCGUCGCAAGUGCCGGCCACGAACUUGCCGUUCGUCACCGGCGUGCCGCACGAGGUGACGCUGAACGGACACAACACACGGCGCGUGCUCACCAACUUGCUGCUGGACGUGCAGAAGCGCUUGCUCGCGGACAAGACGGACGACACGCGGGGACUGGAGACACUUAUCCAGGUGUGGGAGCGCAUUAUAAUCGUAAGAAACAACCGGGCGUCACCGGGCGUAGAGGCGCGGCUGCGGUCAUACAGCGCGCUGGAGCGGGCGCUGGACGGGCGCGGGGGGCUGACGACCAGCGCGGGCGGCGCGGUGGACGUGGCCGCGUCGGCCAAGCUGCGGAUGUUGGUCGCGGAUGCGGCGCGGCUGCAGUUGGAGUCGAGGGCGGACCUGACGUGCGACGCGGGCAUGACGCCCACUAGCGUCAAGGCGCUGUACGCGCUGUUUGAGCUCUCCAUCAAUACAUAUAGCUCGGUGCGUGUUUUAGCCCAAGCCCGUCUGUACUGGAUGCUGAGCCACGUGCCAUACUCUUACAAAGCUCUGGUGCCGAAGUUGGUGGAUCUCCUGGCCAAGGGGGGCGAAGGGGAGGAGUGGCACGCGCGGCACAAGGGGGCUCUGUACAUCAUAAUGGGCCCUAAAGUUGGGCCCAUGAUCGCUAAACAAGACUGGGACGUCGUGAGGGCCCUGUGGCCGGCCAUUUUGAAAGCGCCGCUGAGUGAGAAGCCUAGCAUACUAAGACUAGAACAAGCAUUCAGCGACUGCCUGCACCGCCACUUCCCGGCGGUCAACACUCGUCUCACCAUGACCGACAGCGCGAUACAGUUGGCGAAGAAACUUCUGUCUGAGGAACAACUGCAAGAGCUGGAGACCAGCGGCAUGUUGGAGAAGGCUGUGGAGAAAGAAAUCGCUACCUCGGAUAGAAUGGAGCGCACAUACUACAUGCUGGUAGAGGAACUGGUUGAUAUCGCUGAGACACCCAAUAUACAAUGGCGUCGUCUCGAGCUGGCGAUGCAGAUGCUGACGUACUGCCCGCUAGUGCAGACGCCGUACACGCCCCGCGCCGUGCGCCUCAUGGUGCGCUCGCUGCUGCACGACGACAUCGCGGUGCGGCGGACGGCGCAGAAGCUCACGCACUACGCCUUGAAGCAGAGGAAGAACGUCGUAAUGAAGAUCGAGGUCGACCCGUACGAGAUAGCCGGCGUGCCCAGACCUGAGAAACAUGUGCCAGGUUACAGGAAGGACCUGGAGUGGGCCAUGUGGGCGGAGGGCAAAGAGAUCACCACCGACGAGGAGUGGGACAAGCCGUGGUUGCGCGACUAUACUAUUGGGUUCUUCGCGUGGCCCAAAAAGCUCAAGGUAGCAGCACCAAUAAGCGAACAGGAAUACUCCUUGGACACUCCCCCAGAAGAGAUGGAGGACGGCGAGCGGUACCUGUUCGAGUUCUUCAGCGACGAAGAGUGCGUCGACCGCCUGGUCGCCUUCUACACCGUCGAGGAGAAGAAGGGGAAGGACAAGUUCAAUGGGAUUCGGUUCACCAUGUUUCGGAUGGCGUUCGCCCAGUUCGGCGAGCGCGUGUCGGCGCGCCUGCUGCAGCACGCGCUGCGCUGCGCGCGCGAGUCGCAGGAGGCGCCGCAGCGGUUCGCCGCAGAGAUCGCCGCCGCCGCCUUGCGCGCGCCGCGCUACUGGCCGCGCGCGCGCGCAAUGGCCAUGUACGACUCCGCCAUGGAAAUUAUCAAAGCAGGUCUGACAUCAGUGACGGCGGAGACGAUGGAAGACUGGGGCACGUGCGUGGCCACGGGGCUCGAGAAGCUGGACCCCAUCCGCGGCGCGUCGGUGCUGAGGGAGCUGCUGCAGCUGUGCGCGCCGCCCCCCGCCGCGGGGGACGCGGAUCCCGACCACCACACUUCGUUUGUGGUGUGCGCCAGGCUUUACGCUCUGCAGGGCGCGCUCGGCUCCAUGUCGUGGCGCACCGCCCCGCUGGCCGCUGACCUGCUGCGGCGAUUGGACGCUGCCAACUUCAUACAGCAUCCCUACCAGAACGUGCGGGAAACUGUUGGCAGCAUCCUGAUGACGAUCUUCGACACGGAGCUGGUGUUCCCCGGGGGCGCCGGGGGGAGCACGCCCAGCCUGCGCCGCUUCCUGCGCGACGUGAAGCCGCGGCUCGCAGCGCUGUACGACGAGAACGGGGACAUUGUGAUCAAGACGACGGCGUCACUGAUGAGCGCGUGCGCGGCGCAGCCGGCGUGCGAGGCGCCGUCCCCGCCCGUGGCCGCCGCGCCCGCCGCGCCGCUCGCCGCGCUGCACGCCGUCGCGCCGCACCUGCGGCUGGCCACCGACGCGCCGCACGAUAACCGCACGCACCAGGCGGAGGCGGCGCCCGAGGCGGUGGAGGCGCCGGGCGAGGAGGCGCGCGCGAACAAGCAGCUGGCGGAGCGCCUGCACAGCGCGCUGCGGCUGGCGGGCGACGCGGCGCCGGCGCAGCGACACCACGCGCGCGCCGUCAACCUGCUCACCACCGUGCUGCGCGCGAGCAUGGGCGUGAUCGUGCGCAGCGUGAGCGGCAACACGGCGACGCACUACGAGCUGGUGGGCACGGCGUGCGCGCUGGCCGCGCGCGGCCCGCCGCAGCCGCACGAGGAGCUGCCGCGCGCGGCCGGCGGCUUCCUGGCCACGCUGGCGCUGGCCAACCACUCGUACGACGCCUUCGACAAAGCUCUGGAAGUGCUGGAGUCGCUGUCCUCGGGGCGCUCGUGGUGGGCGCGCCUGGCGUGUCUGGAGUUCGCUCAGCCGCUGCUGUUCUACGGGCUGCCCCUGCUGUGCGCGCGCGCCGAGCGGGCCGAGCGCGCCGAGCGGUUCGCGCUCACGCUCAUGAGAGACUCGCGGGUCGAGGUCCGACAAGCGGCUGCCAAACUACUUACAGGUCUGAUGCACUGUCGAGCCUUACCCGAUGAGGAGAAGACCUUAAAAUCACUUCAACGAAGCUGUAGGUCUAAGGAGUUAGUUGAACGCCAUUGCGGAGUCCUUGGCCUGUGUGGCUACUUGUCGUCGAGGCCCUACAGCCUUGGGCCAAGGCUUGGCGAUGUUCUGACUGAAUUGGCCAGGCACACCAGCGCACCCGACCCAAUCCCCGCCACCAUAAGGAAGGCAUUGGCCGAUUUUAGGAGGACGCACCAAGACGAUUGGACCAAACAUAGGGAGCAGUUGACCGAAGAGGAACUAGAUUUGUUGGCAGAUUUGACCUCACCGCCAACAUAUUGCGCCUAAAUAGCACUGCACUUUGAAAGCAAAUUAACGGUUGUGGAAACUUUCUUAACUGUCGUACAGAUCAAAAUAUUUUGGAAUCGACAAAUUACGUUAAGCGACUAAGGCCCCUCGCCCACGGCGACUUUUUGUAGAAAUGCAGUCGCGCGUUUGACAAAUGCGCGACAGACUCUCUUCUAAUGCGUGUUAGUCGCGCUACAAUAGUAAUGCCAACGCAUUACUAACGCGCUACUGCAUCGCGUUUGUUUAGAUACAAACGCGCGACUGCGUCGGACGACAUCGGUAGAGAGAACGGAGGGGGGAGGGAUUGUCUAAUCCAAGGUAUUUUUGUGUCGUAACUGCAUCGCGACCGAAUCGCGUUUGCAUCGCGACUGAAUCUGUUCCCGUAGGUGAGGGCACACAACUAGCAACAGCUUCGCGUAUGUAUCGAUGCUACGCGCGACAGUAUCGCGACUGUAUCGCAACAAAAAGUCGCCGUGGGCGAGGGGCCUAAUAGUUGCGACUGUUAGUGGUUGAAUUUACAUACAAUUUGCCAUAAAAAGUGAGGUGCUUGAAAUGUGAUCCCACUUCUGAUAUAUGAACAGGCCGUGAGAUGUUAGUUAUUUAAUAUGAGUUCUUAAGACUAUUAGUUAGGCAAUAUACACAGGAAAGGAAACUAUUUAAUUGAAUAAAAAUGACAAUAUUUCGCUCGAGAAAUUAGAUCCGCUGUCAGAUUUUGAAAAAAGUUGCCUCGAUGUACUGGAAAAUUUAAUACCAAAAGUUGAAAUAGUUACAUAGUGACAAUUUUUACAUUUAUACAAAUUUACACUAUUCUUGCUAUAAUUAUAUUUUAGCCAAUAGCGAUAGCAAAUAAUUGUGUUCGCAAUUAUGACAUUAUGUGUAUUAUUUCGCACUAGGGAUACAAUAGAAAACAACGAUAUACGAUCUAAAGACAAUAAAUUGCGCGCAAGUCGUUGGCGGAAUCAAUUAUUAUUUAUGCAAUAAUGUUGCCAGGUGGCGUCCAUAAAUGCCUCGUAUUGUUAUAUUACAAAACUUUAUUGGAAUUUUCCAUUUUACAGUUUAUAGGUAUAAAUACCUAGUUAAAACCUUACGCACGCCACUGCGUAUAAAUAUUAGAUAAACCGUUUGAUCGGGACGUCUAAUAUCCCGAUUUAAUACUGACCACUUAAUUCGACAUUAGGAAUAUAUUCAUUUACAAGUAGGUAAGUGUUCAUUUACACGAGCAACUGCUGCUCGUGUAAAUCAACACUUAAAUUGUGUAAAUCAACACUUAAAUUGCGUAAAUCAACACUUACCCAUUGCCACUUCAACUUCGCCACUCGCUCAGCUAUCAGUGACUUUGGUUCUUCUAUACUUUCAACCGACUUCAAAAACAGAGGAGAAUCUCAAUUCGACGCGUUUUUUUUUAAUGUUUGUUAUCUCAUAACGCGCCGUAAUAGCCCAGUGGAUAUGACCUCUGCCUCCGAUUCCGGAGGACGAGGGUUCGAAUCCGAACCGGGGCAUGCAAAUUUUCAGUUGUGCAUUUUCAGAAAUUAAAUAACAGGUGUAUGAAACGGUGAAUAAAAUCUGCAUACCAGAGAAUUUUCGUAAUUCUCUGCGUGUGUAAAGUCUGCCAAUCCUCAUUGGGCCAGCGUGGUGGACUAUUGGCCUAACACCUCUCAUUUUGAGAGGAGACUUGAGCUCAGCAGUGAGUUGGAUAUGGGUUGAUAACGAACCUCAUAACUUUAUCAUUUAUUAACCAAUUUUGAAAAUUCUUUUUUUAUUUGAAAAAGUAAACAUCCAGAUUGGUCCCAUUUCAUUUUCAGGUUUAGUAAUUUAGUGUUGAAAUUAAGAUAACUGAAAUAUGUCUUUGAAGUCGGUUCCAUUUUUAUGUUAAAAAGAUUAUAUACAAUGUUGAAAAUUCUGAAACUCCAAGCUAGCAAUAGCUCGCCGCCUGCUGAGUGACUUUGAGCUUUCUCAUGAGAUCCGCGAGUUGGUCGUUAACUAUAGGAUAGUUAACGACCAACUCGCGGAUCCAUACAAUAGGCUAGUUGACACUUUUUUUAAAUGGUCUUAAAUAGUUCAUUAUCGUUCUAUUAGACUGAUUUUUUUUUUUAAUUUUUUUGAGACGUGAUUACAUAAAAAUUUAGUUUUUAAAUAUGUUUUUGACAAUACGAGCUAAAACGCCUGUCGGCCAUGACAGUCUUAUAACUUGUUUCAUGACGUCACUACAAAAAAUCGUUUUGCAAAAAUAUUAACAAUUAGUUCGACGUUAGUGACGUCACAGAAUGGACAACAGUGAUUUUGACGUUUGGAAAAUUAAAAAAAAUACGUGAUAUUUAAAUUAAGUUUUCUAAGAAAUCCUUAACUUUUAUUCAUUGAUAUCGAUAUAUUUCGGAAUCUUGCUUCAUGUACUACACGAAAUUAAUAUUGUUUUUAUAUAAUAUAAUAUGUAUUAAAUUUGAUAUGAAUCAACUACCUUAUUAUACAGGAUUAGCCUAAAACUUCUCAGUUAAUAUUCUUUAUAUCCACUGACUGCUAGUUUUGUAGAAGUAUAGUAUAGGUAUUUAUACCUAGCGGUAAUUUAUUUAAAACAAAUUGUUUAUUUUAUCAAAAUUCUUUGGUUGCAUUAGGUAUUUCUAUAAAUGGUUGGUAAAUGGUUUCAAUUACUUAGCAUAUUGCAAUUUAUCAGUUGUAAAUCAAAUGAAACUUUCAACAUCGCCAAUAAUAAAAUCAUUAGGCCCAUCACUUCAUAUUACGUAAAUUCUCUUUGACCUUGAGUUUGUUAUAAGUUGGUAAAAAAAACUAUAUUGAUUUAAGAGUAAAAUAAAAACAGCAUUAUUCAAAAGUUAAAAAUUACUUACAGUUUAUAGGUAUAAAUACCUAGUUAAAACUCUUGGUAUUAGGUUAUAUUGCAUUAUACCUCAGGAAUAUAUAUAUAUUUUUAUAUAGACAAUGUAUAUAUUAUAUUAUUAUUGUGUAUAUUUUAUACAUAUACAUGACUAUAGUUUUAUUUUUAAUGCAUUUGUUUUUGCAAAAAUAAGUGUAUACAUGUUUAUUUGUUAGAUAUAAAUUAAAUUUGGGUUCUCUUUAUAAUAAUUUUAGUGUUGUGUUUAGUUGUUUUUUUUUUUCUAAAGAUCUGUGAAGGUUUUUUAAUUAGAAAACAAACGGAAAACUUGGUGUAAUAAGAUUAAAAAAUGUAUAAUAUAAUAAAAAUUAUUACCAAAGA